This is a messenger RNA of Fundulus heteroclitus (mummichog), 2108 nucleotides long. RefSeq names its product V-type proton ATPase subunit S1. The record is from RefSeq and is a predicted model, not a curated record. Bases 48 to 1391 code for a protein of 447 amino acids. The transcript has 10 exons. NCBI's taxonomy places the organism in Eukaryota, Metazoa, Chordata, Actinopteri, Cyprinodontiformes, Fundulidae. Gene Ontology annotation, cellular component: proton-transporting V-type ATPase complex.
GGGUCACGUGACGCACAGCGGGGCGGAAAGAGCCGAGCGAGACGAAGAUGGCAGAAUCAAGGAACUGUGGAGAAGGAUCAGUGAUGGUUUCUGCGUUGUUUCUCGCCGCCUGUUUGGCUUCAGCGAGCAGCACGGCCCAAGUGCCGCUUCUUAUGUGGUCUAGCAAAAGUUUGCCUCCUCUGGCUUCUCCGCCGGCUGGACACAUAACAUCCAUGGAGGAGCUGUCCACCUACCUGACCCCUGCCUUUGGCUCCGGCUCCCACACCGUCCUCCUGUUCCUGCAGGACAAGCUAAGCAAAGAUGACUUUACCCGGUUUGGUGGAGUGUUUGGAAACAAGCAGAAAAGUGCCUUUAGGAAUCUUGAGGCAGCACUCCAGUCCUCUUCAUCAGUGACCUUCCCGGCAUUGGAGUGGACAGAAGAGUCAGCCAUCCCCACUCUGCUGCAGGAGAAGCUUGGUGUUUCCCCCCUGCUGGUAGAUGCAGAGACCCUGUCUCACCUGAGCCUUAACACAUCCGUCAACAAUUUGCUGCUCUUCAACCUACCUUACUGUAGCAACUCAACCAAGCCUUGCAAGGAGGUCCUUUCUGAUAAUGAUCAGGUCAUAGGAAAGGUUCUGAGUCUCCUGAAGGCCAAAGAUGUUUCAUACACAGCAAUAUACACAGGGCUGCAGCCAUCACAAGUUAUUUCAGAGCCCUCUAUAUUAAAUCAGCAAGUGGGCCGGACCUUGUUACAAGCCCCCGGAGCUGAUGUUAGGCCGCCUAUAAUGUUUAAUAGUUCUGGAGGUCCCUGCAUUAUGCUGUGGGCUCAGAGUCUCCUAAUCAGCCUUUCAAGCACUCCAGAGUGGAUCGAUCUCGCUGCAGAAACUCCAACAUUAUCUGGAUCCAUGUGUAACAGCACAAAUUCAAUGCUGAUGCUUAACUUUGUGAACUACACUCUGAGCUUUACAAUGAGUCAGCGGUUCUAUCCAGUGUCUGCUCGAAACUGGUUCACCCUGGACUCUGUGCAGCUGCGGGUGAAAUCAACCGGUCAAACUGGGUCUUUUAUCGGGAGUCGCGGGAUCUACGCCCCCGCGGAGUAUUCCUUCCGCUGCCAGUCGGUCACCAGCUUUAGAGACGCCCUGCUAAUUCCCAGCAACCAAAACGCGACUCAGUGGAGGCUGAAUUUCGUCGACUUCCAGAUUCAGGGCUUUGGUUUGUCCAACGGGACAAACUUCUCCUACGCCAGCGACUGUGCCGGUUUCUUUAGCGCUGGGAUUUGGAUGGGCCUCAUCACCUCACUGCUCAUGCUGCUAAUCUUUGUGUAUGGCUUGCAUAUGAUCAUGCAGCUGAACACUAUGGAUCGGUUUGAUGACCCCAAAGGUCCAUCAAUCUCUGUCCCUCAGUCAGACUGAAGCCUUCAUUCAAAGACGCGGUGUCUUUCAGUGCCUAAUGCAGCCAGAGGAGACACUCUGCCAUAUUGCUUUUACGUCUGGGCCUUUGUAGAUGCUUUUUUUUCGUUUUCUUCAGCAACUCCCUGACAGACGUUUUUAGAGGCUGUUGUGUUGUUUUUGUUUGUUUUUUUUAAGCCACAUUCCUUUUUCUUUUUUUUUCUUUUCUUCAAACAUAAUGUUUCAAAAUUGAUGCAAGUCAUAUGAUUUGAUUUCUUGUCUAUGUGCCUAAAGAUUGUGCCUGGUACAGCAAAUAUUUAGCAAAAGAAAAAAAAGAAAGCAAUUUGCACUUACCAGAGAAUGCCUUUAUUGCCAAAAUGCACGUGGUCGCUGAAUGCUGUCGGACCAUCACAGACCUCAAAUCUUACUUUUUUCUAAAUAAUUUGCCAAUAUGACUAACACAAAAGCUACUGGUAAUGCAGAAAGUGCCUGAGUAAAAUAUAUAUAUUUUCACUUGUAAGCGUAUGGCCACAUGAGUUUAUCACUUGUGUUCUCUUAAACUGUAAUUUAUUUGUAUAAAAGAAUUUCUCUGUUUGCCUUCCGAGCCUAUGGGUUAACAGCUAAUCCAUUUAGUACCUCAGUUGGACGUUUGUCAAAAACUAUUAAUGUGCAAAUGCUACUUCGUGUACUGUAAAUGGUCUCUAAUUGCCAAUAAAAAAUAAAGUGGAUUUAAUAAAGGUA